CCUGCUCCGCAGGUGCUGUUGGCAGCAGCCGUGUGCACCAAGGCGGGAAAGGCCAUCGUGUCCCGGCAGUUCGUGGAGAUGACGCGCACCCGCAUUGAGGGGCUGCUGGCGGCGUUCCCCAAGCUCAUGAACACAGGGAAGCAGCACACGUUUGUGGAGACGGAGAGCGUGCGGUACGUCUAUCAGCCCAUGGAGAAGCUCUACAUGGUGCUGAUCACCACCAAGAACAGCAACAUCCUGGAAGACCUGGAAACACUCCGACUCUUCUCCAGAGUGAUCCCCGAAUAUUGUCGAGCUCUGGAGGAGAACGAGAUCUCCGAGCACUGCUUCGACCUGAUUUUUGCCUUUGAUGAGAUUGUGGCCCUGGGCUACCGUGAGAAUGUCAACCUGGCCCAAAUUCGGACCUUCACAGAGAUGGAGUCUCAUGAGGAAAAGGUGUUCCGAGCAGUGCGAGAGACUCAGGAGCGCGAAGCAAAGGCUGAGAUGCGCCGUAAAGCCAAGGAGCUGCAGCAGGCCCGGAGGGACGCGGAGAGGCAGGGCAAGAAGGCGCCUGGGUUUGGUGGCUUCGGGAGCGUGGCCGUGUCUGGGGGCACCACAGCGACCAUGAUCACCGAGACCAUCAUUGAGACAGAGAAGCCUAAAGUGGCUCCAGCGCCUGCCAGGCCCUCAGGUCCCAGUAAAGCCUUGAAACUUGGUGCCAAGGGGAAGGAGGUGGACAACUUUGUAGACAAGCUGAAAUCAGAAGGAGAAAAUAUCCUGACUGCUGUAGGGAAGCGCUCCACGGAAGCAGCCAAAGUUCUUGCUCCUCCCGUUAACAUGGAGAGUGUGCACAUGAAAAUAGAGGAGAAAAUCUCCCUGACUUGCGGCCGUGACGGAGGGUUGCAGAGCAUGGAGCUGCACGGCAUGAUCAUGCUGCACAUUGCCGAUGAGAAGUUUGCACGGAUUCGCCUGCAUGUGGAAAACGAGGACAAGAGGGGAGUGCAGCUACAGACUCACCCAAACGUGGACAAGAAGCUCUUCACUACAGAAUCGCAGAUUGGUUUGAAGAACCCGGAGAAGUCAUUCCCUAUUAACAGUGACGUGGGUGUGCUGAAGUGGAGGUUGCAGACCACGGAGGAGUCCUUCAUUCCGUUGACAAUUAACUGCUGGCCAUCAGAAAGUGGCAACAGUUGUGAUGUUAACAUUGAAUACGAGUUACAAGAGGAGAGCCUGGAGCUGAACGAUGUGAUCAUCACCAUCCCCUUGCCGUCUGGUGUUGGUGCUCCAGUGAUUGGGGAGAUUGAUGGUGAGUAUCGCCACGACAGCCGGAGAAACCUCCUUGAGUGGUGCCUGCCAGUGAUAGAUGCCAAAAACAAGAGUGGCAGCCUGGAGUUCAGCAUAGCAGGGCAGCCAAACGACUUCUUCCCGGUGCAAGUCUCCUUCAUCUCCAAAAAGAACUAUUGCAACAUACAGGUUACCAAAGUGACCCUGGUAGACGGGAACAGCCCUGUCAGGUUUUCUACUGAGACCACCUUCCUGGUGGACAAGUACGAGGUGCUGUAACGUGCCCGCAGGUCCCACAGCGGAGGCAGGUUUUUUAACUUUAAGAAAAAAAAAAAAAG
Nestor notabilis (Kea) is the source of this 1601-nucleotide messenger RNA. It is a transcript of the gene ARCN1, whose product is annotated as archain 1. The transcript is spliced from 9 exons. Lineage: Eukaryota; Metazoa; Chordata; Aves; Psittaciformes; Psittacidae. The record is from RefSeq and is a predicted model, not a curated record. Bases 79 to 1542 code for a protein of 487 amino acids. Gene Ontology annotation, cellular component: COPI vesicle coat; cytosol. Gene Ontology annotation, biological process: endoplasmic reticulum to Golgi vesicle-mediated transport; retrograde vesicle-mediated transport, Golgi to endoplasmic reticulum; Golgi localization.